Messenger RNA from Nerophis lumbriciformis (worm pipefish), 3162 nucleotides. The record is from RefSeq and is a predicted model, not a curated record. NCBI's taxonomy places the organism in Eukaryota, Metazoa, Chordata, Actinopteri, Syngnathiformes, Syngnathidae.
AUGAUUCGAUUGCUUUUACUGGUCUCCAUCCUGGAAGGAGCGCUCUCUCAGCUCCGCUACUCAGUGGCAGAGGAGCAGGAACCCGGGACUGUGGUCGGGAAUAUCGCGGAGGAUUUGGGGCUGGACAUUACUAAACUUUCCGCUCGCCGCUUCCAGACAGUGCCUAGUUCACGGACACCUUACCUGGAAAUGAAUUUAGAAAACGGCGCGCUUGUGGUGAGAGAAAAAAUUGACCGGGAAGAAAUCUGCAAGCAGACCAUCCCGUGCCUAUUGCACCUGGAGGUGUUUUUGGAGAAUCCAUUAGAACUGUUUCGCGUCGAGAUUGAAGUGAUGGAUAUCAACGACAACCCACCCAGUUUUCCCGAAGCUGACAUUUCAGUGGAGAUAUCCGAGAGCGCCAUCCCCGGGACGCGCUUCCCAGUGGAGAACGCAUUCGACCCGGACGUGGGCGCGAACGCUCUCAGCACAUACGCCAUCACCAAUAAUAACAAUUUCUACCUGGACGUGCAGACUCAAAGUGACGGGAACAAGUUUGCGGAGUUAGUGCUGGAGAAGCCUCUGGACAGGGAGCAGCAAGCUGUGCAUCGCUACGUGCUCACGGCUGUGGACGGAGGCAACCCGCAGCGCACCGGAACCGCCCUCCUGGUCGUUAAAGUUCUCGACUCAAACGACAACGCGCCCACUUUUGACCAGUCCGUCUACACAGUUAGCUUACAGGAGAAUUCCCCCGUGGGCACCCAAGUUAUUCAACUCAACGCUACUGAUGUUGACGAGGGGCAAAACGGGGAAAUUAUUUAUUCGUUCAGCAACCACAAUACCCCGCGGAUUAAAGAUUUAUUCAGCAUCGAUGCCAGAACAGGCAGGAUCGAAGUGGCCGGUGAGGUGGACUAUGAGGAGAGCAACACACACCAGAUUUAUGUGCAGGCUAAAGAUUUGGGGGCUAACGCUGUCCCCGCUCAUUGUAAAGUGCUCGUGAAACUCGUGGAUGUGAAUGAUAACACUCCAGAAAUUGGCUUCAGCACUGUGACUGAGUCUGUGAGCGAGCAGGAUGCACCUGGCACCGUGAUCGCACUUUUCAGCGUAUCGGAUCGGGACUCAGGUGAGAAUGGUCUGAUGAGCUGUGAGAUCCUCGGAGAUGUUCCUUUUAAGCUCAAGUCGUCUUUUAAAAACUAUUACACAAUCGUGACGGACGGCCCUCUGGACAGAGAGAUCACAGAGUCAUAUACUAUCACAGUGGUGGCAAAAGAUAAAGGCCAGCCCGCUCUUGCCACCAGUAAGUCCAUUAAAGUUCACGUCUCUGACGAGAAUGACAACGCGCCCCGUUUUACACAGGUGGUAUAUGAAGUGUAUGUGACAGAGAAUAAUGUGCCUGGAGCUUUCAUACACGCUGUGAGCGCGUUAGACCCUGAUAUUGGUCAGAAUGCUCUCAUCACUUACUCCAUAUUGGAGUGUGACAUACAGAGCAUGUCUGUGGACACUUACGUUUCCAUAAAUCAGGACACUGGUUACCUUUACGCACUGCGCUCUUUUGAUUAUGAACAGCUCAAAGAGUUCAGCUUCAUGGUCCAGGCAAAGGACUCCGGAACACCUGAGCUCUUCUCUAAUGCGACUGUGAACGUCAUAAUAGUGGACCAAAAUGACAAUGCCCCAACUGUCAUAGCCCCCAUUGGUAAAAAUGGCACCGCUAAAGAGCCCCUGCCACGUUCUGCUGAGCCUGGCUACCUUGUGACACGUGUCGUGGCGAUGGAUGCAGAUGAUGGCGAGAACGCUCGAGUGACCUACAGCAUCUUGCGGGGCAACGAACUGGGCACAUUUCGUAUGGACUGGAGGACAGGAGAGCUGAGGACCGCACGUCGGGUCUCUCACAAACGGGACUCUCAGGGCCAUUAUGACCUGCUAAUAGAAGUAAGGGACAACGGGCAGCCCCCCUUAUCAUCGUCAGCAAGCGUGAGCGUGAUAUUAGUGGACAGUGUGGUCGAAGGUCGCAGUGGGGAUCGUGGCACUGCCUCCAAGGCGAAGGAGACCUCUCUUGACCUGACACUCAUUCUGAUUAUAGCUCUUGGCUCCGUGUCUUUCGUUUUUCUGUUGGCUAUGAUUGUCUUAGCCGUACGUUGUCAAAAGGACAAGAAACUAAACCUGUACACUUGCCUGUUGGCUGGCGACUGCUGCAUGUGUUGCGGCUCCUGUUGCAGCAGGCACGCUCGAGGCCGCAAGCAGAAGAAAUUGAGUAAGUCCGACAUCAUGUUGGUCCAGAGUACCAAUGUGACAUCAGGUGUUGGGCCUGUGGGGCAGGUACCUGUGGAGGAGUCGGGAGUGGGGAGUGUGGGAGGAGGAUUUGGCUCCCACCACCACCAGAACCAGAACUCCUACUGCUACCAAGUUUGUCUGACACCAGAGUCUGCCAAAACUGAUCUGAUGUUCCUAAAACCAUGCAGUCCCUCACGAAGUAAUGAUACGGAUCACACCAACCCGUGUGGCGCCUUAGUUACUGGUUACAGCGACCAACAACCGGACAUCAUAUCCAACGGCAGCAUUCUUUCCAGUGAGAAUAAACAUCAACGUGCGGAACUCAGCUACCUAGUGGACAGACCAAGACGUGUUAACAGUUCAGCCUUCCAAGAAGCAGAUAUCGUCAGCUCUAAAGACAGUGGUCAUGGUGAUAGUGAGCAAGGCGACAGUGACCACGAUGCCACGAACCGUGGACAUUCUGCCGGUGCUGAUCUGUUCUCCAACUGCACAGAGGAGUGCAAAGCCCUGGGCCACUCUGACCGCUGCUGGAUGCCAUCCUUCGUCCCGUCUGAUGGACGCCAGGGGCCAGACUACCGCAGCAACCUCCAUGUUCCCGGAAUGGAUGCUACACUGCCAGACACUGAGGUACCCUCCUCUGUCAACCUCUCCGACCAAGUCGCCCUGACAUCGUCCACCACUUCGUCCAACGAUAGGUCAUUCUUCACCUUUGGCAAGGAUGGUCAAAGGUCACAGUCACACAACAGCCUUCACCAUCACCUUCAUCCGCAACAGCAACAGUACAGCUCCAGCACUCUAGAGAGGAAAGAGUAUGAUAGGGGGACCCUUCCGUACAAAUCCACUUUUCUCUGUGAGUAUCAGUAUGAGAAAUCCCUAGGACCCUUUGACUUUGGUCUGGUCCAGUACAGAUACUAG